Symbiodinium sp. CCMP2456 is the source of this 2120-nucleotide messenger RNA. Lineage: Eukaryota; Dinophyceae; Suessiales; Symbiodiniaceae. The record is from the annotation of a GenBank genome assembly.
GAUGCGCCUUGGUGAUCUCGCCGCUGAUUUCCUUGAUGCAGGACCAGGUCCACACACUGCGGCAGAGACAGAUUCCUUCCACCCAUUGCGGAUCUGGCGGGGACUCAUUUUGCUGGAGUUCUGUCACAUCUGGUCAUUACCGGGUGGUCUACAUGAGUCCGGAGUUUGCCUUAGGACACCUGGCGGAGAUUGCUGGAGUGAGGCAAGCGCUCUGUGUGCUGGCCAUCGACGAGGCGCACUGUAUCUCUGCUUGGGGACAUGACUUCCGGCCGGUAUACCAGCAGCUGGGUCGCUUACGUGAAGCCCUUGGCCAGGUGCCGACCAUGUGCCUGACGGCCACAUGCACGAAGGAGGUGCGACAUGACAUACAGCGGAGCAUGGGUCUCUUGGGCUGCGUGCACAUCGUCGGACCCAUGAACCGCCCGAACUUAAAGUACAUCGUGCAGCCACGCAGGACCUUCGAGGAGGAUAUGACUGAGAUCUUUGGCUUGUCAUCUCACGGGUCUGAACGGGUGAUUGACAACACCCAGAUCGAUCCAACUUCUUCCACCAUCGUGUAUGUACAGACCAAGGCGCGUUGCGAAGAGCUGGCCGCACUGCUGAGUAGAGCCGGUGUGGCGGCGGCAUCCUAUCAUGCCGGUUUGCCCAUGCAGGACCGAAGUGAUAUCCACCGAGCAUUCUUGAUGGACGAACUUCAAGUGGUUGUGGCCACGGUUGCCUUCGGAAUGGGCAUUGACAAGGCCUCUAUUCGCCGCGUGAUUCAUUAUGGUGCAGCACACUCGCUUGAGAGCUACGUGCAACAGUGUGGCAGGGCUGGGCGUGACGGAGAGGAUGCGGAGUGCAUCACAUUCUUUAAACCACAGGAUCUCCAAGAAGCCAAGACUCUGAUACUCCAAGGCUGCAAGGCCAACGAUGAGCAUUCGAGGCACCUGCUUCUCUUGCACUCCAAGCUCGCAGCCUUCCUGGCAGACAGCAGCCAGUGCCGGCGCGUGAGACUUCUCCAGCACUUCGGCGAAGAGCCUCACAGGCUGGACAGCGAACCGCAGGAGCCACGCAAAGGAGAGUGCAUCCAAGUCGGGAGCCUUCCGGCAUGCUGCUCCUGGUGUGACGUGUGUGAGGCCAGGAAGCUUCCGAUGACGCAGUCGCCAGAAAAUAUCGACUUCACGCAAGAGUGCCGCAUCCUGCUGCAGUGUGUCUCGGCAUGCGGUGGCUUCACUGGAUCUGCCUUGCCCUGCGCGCUGGCCGCAGGCCAGUUGGUCGACAAGCUCAAGGCGCGGAACCUUCACCGGCAUCCUACCUUUGGGAGUGGACGUCACAAGGCCCACAGCUGGUGGAAGGCUUUUCUCCCACAUGUUCUCCGAGCAGGACUCCUGGAGGAAAAACCUGCUAAGCUGGCGAAUGGUCUGAGUUAUGCGGCCCUCUCCGUGUCGGAGCAAGGAUUCCGCAGGAUGCGAUCUACCGACCAAAGUGCCUUCUUUCGCAUUUCUCCUGUGCCUUCGGAUCUGGCUGCACCGCCUCCAAAACCGGCUCCCGUCGUGCUUCGGUCCCCUGCAGUAGCACUUGAAGCGGGCUCAGCAGUGCAGCGCAGUGAGUAUGGAGGUGCAGACUCGCUGGAUUCCAGGAAGCAGGAGCUUUACAGAAGACUUUCGCACGUUCGUCAGCAGUGGAUGCGACGCCUGAACAUCAUGGGAGAGUCCCUAGUAUCCAAUCCCGUCUUGCGUAUGCUGGCAGAGAUUCGGCCGUCUUCUGUACGUGUCGCGCAGCAAACGGUGCCCGGCCUACCGCAACUCCGCACUGAGCCGCUGGCAAGCUUGCUUGAGGCACUCGUCUCCGAAGUGAAUCAGAUGUGCCGAGAACAUUUCCUGCCUCAGCAGACAGAGCCCCGUGCUGCCACAGAUGACAGGCCUCCAAAGUUCCGUCGCCUGCCUACCACUUUCGGGACAGCCGUGUCUGGCACUCCUUCUGCCGAAACGCUGGCGAGUGCCUUCGAUGCAGCCAGCGAUCCUCAAGAUGUGCGCACUUGCGAUGCAAGCCCGCCGGAAGAGACCAGCGCAGAAUCCGUUGCCGAAUCUGGGCCACAGGCUCAAAGUGAUGACUGGCUAACUUUGCUUGACACCUGA